UGCUGCUGGGAACCAAGCGUCAGCCGCAUGUCAUGAAACGCAUUGGUCCCAUGGCAUUUGUCGAGAUCGUCGGGCCCUUCUUUCCAUGCUUUUUCCUUGCGUUUUGCCUGCCAAGUUCCUGCGGGAUCAGUGUGAUAUUUGUGUUCCCACGGAGGGUUUGGUGCUUCGCGAUAUCAAGGCGGGCGUGGAUGUCGCGAGUGUGCAAGUCCUUUGUCCGCCUUUCACCCUCGAGCUCUUCACUUUCGGUUCAAAGAUUGAUUCUUCUGCGAAGCAAUCCCCCAGCGUAAUCUCUGAUCACAACUUCUUGACUUGAAUCGUACUCGCUACACAUUAUUACAUACCAAUUACCA
Messenger RNA from Somion occarium, 350 nucleotides. The record is from the annotation of a GenBank genome assembly. Lineage: Eukaryota; Fungi; Basidiomycota; Agaricomycetes; Polyporales; Cerrenaceae.